Porites lobata is the source of this 7692-nucleotide messenger RNA. The record is from the annotation of a GenBank genome assembly. NCBI's taxonomy places the organism in Eukaryota, Metazoa, Cnidaria, Anthozoa, Scleractinia, Poritidae.
GUCCAACAUGGCGGCCACCAUAACAAAGCAACGUGCAGAAGUUGAAGGUUCGUUGUACGAACUUCAAAGGCUCCAAGAGAAAGCUGAAAGGUACGAAAUGUAAAGGAAAACUACAAAGGAGCUCCAACACGUUCUGAAUAGUGAAUAUUUUUUAUAACUAAGAUAUAUUUUGAACUUGAGCUGCCCACAAAUUCAUCAGAUGAUGAUCGCUUUUUCUUAUGUUUGCAAAAUUAAGCUUUACUGCUGUAAUUGAUUACUUGUUCCAGACGAAAUGCUGUAAUUGAAGUUGGUAAACAGGAAAAAUCUGAGGUUGAUGAUUUGCAAGCUAAAGGUCAGUUAUCAGCAACGGUCAAAGCCGAAGAUUAACAAGCAAAAACACAAUUCUAAAAAUAAUAAGCUUAAGCUUACAUCAACAUGCAGAAACGCCAGCCUCUGGCAUGCCAUGAUUUUAACAGUAAAUUGUUAUUAACAUUAGCAUUGGUUAUUUUCAGUUGAAUGGUCAAUUAAGGCUAGUGACGUUAAAUUCAUAGUCAAUGGAACAUUUGGUAAUCGAACUCCAAUCGUUCGCUUGACUCCAAUUGGGUUCGCUGAUCGAACAUAAUCAAACUCACCCCAAAAUUUUGCCAAUCAAACACAAUCGAACAUCAGCGAAUGUUCGAAAAUCAAUCAUACUUCCAGCCUGCAAGCAAGCUCUCCGGGUUGCUCUGGUGGCGUGACGGGAAGAGGAAGGAGAGCUUUCAGCAAUGUCUCUGGAAUUUGAAUAUCUGCAUCAAAAAAGUUGAUGCAAAAUGCUUAUUGGCGGAGAUGACGUUAGUAAUGAUGUCAUUACCCUUGGCGUGUUUUUUGCAAUGUUUGUUUACAUGCGUGCUCUUCACUGCUUCGUGCUCAUUGGCGGAAAUCUGACAGCUCAGUUGACGGGGAGCGACUGGGAAACUGGAGGUGGAAUUCAAAUUCCAGAGAUGUAGUUGCAAGCUCUCCUUGCUUUUACUUCCUGCUGCCAGAGCGCCCCAACAGCUUGCUCGCAGGCUAUCGUACUGCAUAAAACUAGCCUGCAUCGCAGACACUCUAAACCUCCUGUAAAGAAUGUCAGAUGGACUAUACCAUUAAAUGGUAUAGAUGAUGUGUGGGCAGGCUGCAACACAGGCUAACAUUAACAAGUUUCAUCUCAUUUCAAACAAGACGCUGUGGUUAACAAAACAAUUAAGUUAUGUGUCCAAUUUCAAACACCAGUACAGACUAGGCAAGAUGUCAGAGGGAGCAGAAUACAUGAAAGCCUGCAUGAAACUAACAAUUCUGGAAUCGAACAGAUGGAAUUUACUGAAUAAGAGGGGAUUCUUUCCAAUUCAGUAAUUUUUUAAAACUAAAUACUCACUGAUUUUUAUACCAUUUUUGUCUUUCUACCGAGCAAAAUCGAACAAAUCACUUUAGUUUGUUUGAUUCGAGUUUGGUAAACGAACUAACAAUUUCUUUUAAUAGAACUAGCUGAAAAGUUCCAGUUCGAUUAUGUUCGAUUACCAAAACAAGUGAACAACAAUCAGACUGACUGGGUUCACUUGAGUUCGACUGAUUUUUGGUUCAGCUUUGUUCCAUUAGCCACGCUGGGAAAAGGUCAUUCAACUUGUUGAUUGUUGUAAAGAGAAAAGUGGUGGACUCCAUUCCAUUCAGCAAGUUGUAACUUGUGCAUCAGUCAAUUCCUGCUUUUUGAAUAACUACAAACAAAACGUUCAGUAAGACUGACAGACUGUUGUUGCUUCAAAGUAUCAGUCAUUUCCUUCCAUACCCCAUCCCCAGUGAACUGCCCCCAGUUUUUCUUCUCAGAUGACAAAUAGUUUUUCUUCUCAGAUGACAAAUUCUUGGGGACAAGGAUGCUUAAACAGCCAAGCACCUGCAAAGGAGAUAAGAAUAGGAGGGCAAAUGGAUGGUGCAGUUGAAAUUGAUUGAUGCAUUAGGAAAUCAUCAUCAUUAUCAAUCUGCCUUUUGGUUGGGAUGCUCUGAACAAUAUUAUAACACACAUUCGAGUCCAUCAUAAUCGUCCAUCAUAGCAUUUACACUCAAUUCUAGAAUCCCUUGAGAUGGUAUUAGGAAAUAACGAUGGUCAAACUAACUGAACUUUUUGUUUCUACUCAUUCAACAAUUGCAUCACCCAAAGUAUGUUGAGCAACAACUUUUGAUUGAUGUUGAAUCAUGUCAUCAGCUUGAAGGAAAGAUACAUUUGACAAAACCUGUGUUUUGUGUUUCACCAUUGGCUAUCGUUUUUAUUAUUUUUUUUCUUUCACAAAUCUUAAAUUUGAAUGAAUGAUGGGCUUUCACUGCUUCUGAAAAUGCUUUAGCCUCCUCCCACUAUUGGAAAAACAAAUUCCUAUCCCUCCAAAAAAAGCAGUGGAGUUUUCAGUACUUAGAUCUAGAAGCCACUUGUUCUGGACAUUCUAUUAUUUAUUGUAAUUUUAUUCAUAAUUUUUGGUCUUUUGAAUUUCUCAACCUGGCAGUUGAUCAGUUAAAAGAAAGAAGAAAUAAACUCCGCAAAAGGCUGAAUAAUGGUCCCCAUGAAAUAUUACAGAAGUAUCUGAAAAAAAGCAAAGGUAGGUUUAUUUGGCAGAUUUUCUGAAGCUCAGUAUUAUUUCUCUUAAUCGCAUGUUUGUUCCCUACAUAUAAAUUAUUUUGUUUUGCAGUACUUGCACUAAAACUGCAUCCUGGCAAAUCAGAUUAUUUCCCAAUUAAACAUGCAGUAAGAAGUGCAUUAAACAAAAUUAAAUGCCAUUGUUUUUCCCAGUUGUAAUGGAAUAUAAUAUUGUUGUUUUAAAUGGUCCAACUGUUCAAAAAUUUAAAUCAUGAAGCAAAUUAGUCGACUGGUGGUUCGUGGUCAAAAGCCAAAUUAUUUGCUUUGCAGUGCUUGAACAUUUACAGAACUUUUUUGUGAGGUUAGUUAUAAAUGUUACUGACUGCACAUGAAACAGUUAUCUUGUAAUAGCAAAAGGUAGUAAGUACUACUGAGCAACAUACAUUAUAUUAUUCAUCCACACUUGUAUUCAUUUUCAACAGUCAGAGUGUCAAUUUGUCUAACAACGACUGUCCUUAAAGUGCUAUUCCCUCUGUUUUUUUAUAUCAAUUAUUUUUGUGCUUGCCUUAACUUUGUUGAAGGUCAGUCUUCAAGGAAGGACAUUGUCACAGGCACCAGUAAUAAGGUACUAUAUAGCUGAUUGUGAAUGGUAAUGAGAAAGUGUUUCAUGUGUAGUGGUGACAAUAUUUACAGAUAACUGAGGGAAAAACCUCAGUGCUUUGUUAAGGUAGUAAAAAUUAUAAUCUACAGAUAUAACAUCAUAUUGACAGGAAAAUGUUAUUGAAAGUAUUUCAGAAAUUUUGAUGUGGAUAAAAUACUAUCAUUUUGAGGCAACUAAAUUUUGUGUUUUGUGUUGCAAAUGCUCAUCAAAUUGCAAAAAUUAGGUCUCACUGUGACAUAAAUAAUAAUUUUUUAAUGUACUGAUGAAAUUUGUACUACAUUUGGGUAGUUUCUUUUAAAUUGCUUUAUUGAACUCUGUAAAUAUCAGUUACCUUAGCAGGGCUGUCACCAAGAUUGCAUGUUCAUGGCUAUUAGUAGGUGGGGAAUUGAACAAAUAAAAAAUGAAUGAAAACCCUGUCUUAAUAAGCCAUCUUGUGUAUUUAAACAUCACAAUGGUACAUGUAUGGUCAAGGCUUGAACUCAGAUCACCCCCAAAUCCAAAGUUGCAUACAUUAUUAAUAACCACUACUAAACCACCAUGUGUCCUUCAGUUGACGCAAUACUAUGUAUAUUUAUAGGCUAUCAUCACAGCUGUGAGAAUGUUACAAAAACAUAAGGUACGAGGAACAUCUCAUUUUACAAUAUUUAAAAUAACUAUUGGAGGUUUUAGUUUACCUGAUUUUUAAGCUAUUCUUUCUCUUUAAGAUGCUUCCAUUAUUCAGCCGGAAUUCUCUGACUGAAAAUUUAAGCUACUUGACUUUUAGCCAAUGAUACAUCAAGAGGAAAUUAUUUGAGUGACAUAUUCAGUAUUCUUUACAAUCAUUAUACUCAAAUAUUUUUUGAGGUAAUGUUUUUCUGCUUUCAGCUUACUGACCUGUGUGACACCUACAGACUGACAGGCAUCUCAAUAGCUUCCCAGGAAGCCAAAAGGACUUGUUUUAGAUGCGAAACAUUUUUUAACUGUAAGUUGAAAUAUGAAGUUGGUGCAUAUUCUUAGCAAUUUGCUCAUAAUUCUAGUGUUCUUGCUCCAUAAUUAUCUAUACAUUGUUUCUCUGGACACUUCGAAUGUCCUGUUUUUUUUUUUUUCAGAUAUAAAAAAACCUCAAGCUUGACCUAGAGGCCACCUUUUUAUCAAACAGCCUCUUUUUGUCCUGAUAAACAGAUCAUAAUAUUCAUACAUUCAUUCUUUUUUCAAGCUCCCCUUAAUGACCACUUCUUUACAAUUACCAUUUACCUCCAACCCCCUUAGUUGUUAUUUUUACAUUUGUAUUUUGGUUUUCUUGUUGUACAAGUCAGAAGAUCACCAAUUUUGAUCACUUGAAAUUCAAGUUGUAAGUAAUUCUUUUUUUUUUCAACCAAUAGCAAGAUAUCGUGAACCAUAUUAUAUUGAAGUAGAGUUAAAGGACAACAGUUUAAAGGUGAGUUGUCAAUGACACAACACUGUAUGUCUUGUUAUAAUAUUCUGGUAGAAUCGUGAGGGUUUAAAAAUUGAGUGGAUUCUGCCUGUACAUAUAUUUAGGCCUUCAAUCGGGGGAUAAGCAAAAUGUUAAACAAAAUAGUUUGUCUUGAAAUCACAACUAGUAAGGGCCAAUAAAAUAAUAUUACAGUCAAACCAGGUCAAGUGUUCCCGUCGCUAACAAACUAAUGAAUUCAUUAAUGGAAAAAUGAUUUCAUUUGUUGAUUCAAUAAUCCAUUCAUAAAAUGAAUAAUCCAACGGUCAAAUUGUACCUCGAUUCAAUAAUCAAAUGUUGAUUUGGUUUAUGAACAAAAUCUACCUGUUCUUUAUUCUUGUCUGUUGUGUUCAAUCGUAUUUGCUUCCCUUUUCUUGCCGUUUACGAUUGCGUUUUUCAUUGCCUUUAAUCAAAAUAACAGCUAGAAUAGACAGACCGCAAACGCAAAGAAACUGAAAAAGGCCGAGGAUCGAAAUCCACCAAUCACCGCACAUACACUGACCUCAGUUUGACUGUCGUGUUUUCUAAGAGGUCAGGCCUAGGUCUGUUGCACUGAUUAUUGGCAGUUAACUGGCGUACAUGUAACAGUUUGUUUGGGUUUGAACUUCAGAACUCGCCAGCACUCGACUCUCAGAAAAAAAAAAGAGGAAAAAACAAAAUUCUGAGGUCAACUUGUGGAAAGUGUAAUUUUUCAAAAAACAGUAAUCGAAUCAACAUUUGAUUAUGGAAUCGAGGCUAAAUAUGACUAUUGGAUUGUUCAUUUUAUGAAUGGAUUAUUGAAUCAACAAACGAAAUCAUUUUUCCGUGAAUGAAUUCAUUAGUUCGUUAGCGACGGGAACGCUUGACCUGGUUUGACUGUAAUAUUUCUUGUUAUCACUCAAAUUCUUAGCCAGUGUGGUAGGUUUCAAAAGGGGUGGUUGAGGAAAAGGAAAAGGGAUGUCUGCUAUAGGAGACACCUAUUGUUUUUUUUCUGCAGUUGCUAGUGGUUGCAAAUUUCUGUUUGGCUGAGCUGUAAAAUUAUUAGUAACUUACUGAUGUGCAUUAAAUAGGAAGCAAUACAUGACAAUGAAAGGUAAUGAAGCAGGGUUGUCACCAAGGGCCAGGGGCGGGGGAUUUCCCCUGGUUACUUUCAUGGGAAGCAUGAAGGAAAAUAGAACCAAAAGUAAUUUCUGCAUGUGUCACAGCUGUUCAAUUACCCACCUACUAUUAUUGAAUGAACCCGGAACCCUGAAAUCUUAGUGACAGCCCUGAUGAAAAAAAAAACAUGUUCUAUUGGAGCAUCUAGUAGCAAUUAGUGAGUAUUAUUUGAUCUGGGUUACUUACAGAGCUUCUUCUAUGUUUAAAAGAUCCUUUUUACAUCCCUUUUUUAGAUCUGCAAGCAUACUGUACUCUAUUUUAUCCCAGUUGACUCGAUAUGUCAACAGUACUUGAACAGUGAUAUUAAGGUAUUUUGUACUUGGUUGAAUUAUGUUUUUUUCCCUCAAAUACAUAAAGUAUCAGGAAUUUGACAAACCAUUGGUGAUUGUCCAAGUUAGGUUUGUACAGAAAGAGAUAAUUACCUUCAGUUUGUGAUUCUUCAUGAUGGUCAUCACAACAAAAUAAAAAGUUCCUUACAUGAGAAUAAAACUCUGAAAUCCUCCCAUUUUGUGGUCAUAUGACUUAAGUCAUGCUUUUUUUAUUCAAAUGCCUCUUGAGUAGGUUAAACGUAGGUGAAUUGUGCGUGACAAAGUGCUGUCCCAUACUCGGGGGCAAGUGGAGAAACCCAUCCAGCUGGUGUGUGUUAAAAUGAGUUUUCCGACCGGCAAGCCAAAUGCCUAGAUAAAGUAAAUGCAUGUGAAAAGGGGAAUGCUAAGCCUGUACGACUGCUCUGGGCUACUCUGAUAAAGUAUUUUAGUGUUGUAUUGAAAGGAAAAUGAUAAAAUUUGGUGUUGGGCAGACAAGUAGUUGAUUAAAGAAGUAGCUAGAAGUAGGAGAGGCUGUUGCUCAGGAAGUUGGACUACUUAAACAUCGGAGUCUGAGAAAAAUAUUCUGGAGUUUGCUCCAAUCAAGCAGUCUGGAUUUUGGGGGUUCUCCCUAUUUGGAAGUCCUAAAUGUUUUACAAAGUUGCCCUGAAAGAUGUACUGGAGUAUUUUUACACAGUUUUAUUUCAUAGUAUAGUACUUGAAAGUGAUGUCAUCCCAAGGAAACUCAAAUUUUCUAAUCACUUUAUGUUUAAUCGAUUGUUCUGACUUGAUGAAUAUUGAUUUUUUUCUUUCAGAAAUUUUUCAUGGUCAUCUCAGAGCAUUUGAAUGCAUUUGUAGCAAGACGAGAACAGGUAACUUGAGAGAUUAUUCUGUCUUUGUUUAUAUCUAUUCAAAGGGAACAAACAGCAAAUUGUUGUUGCUCAAAAUGUCUAUAUGGUUUAACUGUUCUUCCGUAGAAUGUCCAAAAUGUGUGCAACUCCACAAUUGACCACUCCAGAAAUACCAUAACAUACCAUAAUGCUCUUUGUAACAGUUUGUCACUCCAAAAUUUUGCAUAAGCAUUGUCUUCAGUUUCUCUUGGGAGUUAAAAUGGCCCCAAGAGAAACUGAAAACAAUGCUUAUGCAAAAUUUGGGGUGAAAAACAAAGAGCAUUAUGGUAUGCUAUGGUAUUUUCUGGAGUGGUCAAUUGGUUUUGGCUCCAUUAAAUCUUUUACCAAUAACAGAAAAUUUUAGAAGGAGCCACCCACAAUGUGAGCACAGUUAUAUGAGUAGGAAAACAGUCUAAACAAAAUGUACAUGUAAUGCGUUUAAUGACAUUUUUUAUCGUGCAAAGAACUUCCGUAGUUAAACUUUAUUGAUCUCUUUAGCUAAUAAUAAUAAUAAUACUACUGUCUUUGUUUGAUUGAAGUUUUGCAUUAUCUUUCACUUGAGCACCUCAUCUUUAAGUAAAUUCUUCCCACAGGUUCAUCUUUGCCAGGAGCUUCACAGAGAAAAAUUAGAAGGAGAAAUAUCAUGCAGCCCUGCCCAUGAUUUUGUUCAAUUUAAACCCAAGGUAGGGUAA